Molecule: messenger RNA, 1954 nt
Organism: Bactrocera oleae (olive fruit fly)
Lineage: Eukaryota; Metazoa; Arthropoda; Insecta; Diptera; Tephritidae
Gene: AstCC
Product: Allatostatin double C
Source: RefSeq, a predicted model, not a curated record
CAAGGACUUGUAGGAUACUCAAACAUAGUAAAGAAGUGCUACUAUAAAAAGACAUGACCAAAGUCGUAGUAGCACCAGUGCAACUGAAUAUUACCAUUCAAACAGAUGGAUUAAAAAAAAAUUCUUGAAAUAAGUCGUUGUAAAACUUCGCAUUAUCGAUAUUAAUAAGAAAAUCAAUAAUAAAAUAUUGAUGGAAAAUACUUGAGACAAACUGUUAUAGGCCUUCUCUAUUUGAGAUUGUAAUCGAAUUAGUGCCAUAUUAAGUCGAAAAUAUAUUUGUAUUCGUCAUCAUCAAUUUUGACGUGGUAUUUCUUUAGAUUUGAAACCAUAUUUCUGAAUAUACAUACUGAACUAUUAAUGAUUGGAAAUGCAUCAUAAAACAUUGAAAGUAAAUAUGCUGAAAAUUAAGAGUAACAUUGGACCACAGCAAUUGUUUAAUGUCUUUUCAAUUUCACGUAAACGUUAUUAUUCCAAUAUCCAUGUCUCCGUCCGAAUACCUCAAAAACAAUUAGCUUUGCUUUUAAUUGCAUUCGUACUGCUGCAACAUGCCGACUUAUGUAUGUGUUGUCACAUAUCAGCACAUCAUCUAACAACUAGUGAUGACGCACACUAUCUAAUAAACGGGGAACAUUCCACAGGUGGCAAAACGAAAAGUAUUGCCGCUACUGAGAAGAUAAUAAUUAGCAAUACUAGCAAGGGUGAUAUCGAAGACAGACAAACUGUCAACAACAAACGACGUAUUGGUAGUGGUCAGCCUGAGGAAAUUUUUAGUCUUGAUGAUCGGGUCGAAGCCAAUUAUGAUGAGUAUCCGAUGGUAGUACCUAAGCGAGCUGCUCUUUUAUUAGACCGACUCAUGGUUGCUUUACAUCAUGCUCUAGAAAAAGAACGUCGUAAAAUAAGUGAUUUUUAUGCGGAACAGAAUGAUAAAUAUGCCAACAUGAGGGAAGAUAAUAAUCCUAGUAAUGGUGAUGAUUAUGAGCAAAUCAAUGGUAAUCAUAUGUACAGCGAUGAUGAUCCUUCAGUUGUGAUGGAUUACGAUUUCAAAGACCUAAAUUCGAUAAAUCGUGCCACUGGUGAAACUUUAAUGGCAAAGAGCUUUCAGAGAAGAGGAAGCAAUAACUUGGAUUUGGGAGGGAACAUUGGCAACGUCGAAGAUGUAGCGAUGCUUACGGGUGCUGCAACAAGAGAUGACGAUUCUGGUGAUUUAAAUGGUAUUGUUGGUCGAAACGGAAUGGGCAAUGGAGGACGUAUAUACUGGCGUUGUUAUUUCAAUGCAGUAAGCUGCUUCUAAAACUAAAAGUGCUACAAAUAGUUUAAAUGUGAAAUAUAUGUAUUUGGGAAGGCAUAUAUUCGAAUGUUAUAUACAUAAAUAUAUAUGAAGUAGGCAUAUUACAUUACAAAUGUACACGUACACAUUUUUCUCAUACACAUACCUACAUACAUAUAUACCAUGCUUAAAUGAGAAACUAUCAUAAAGACACAAUUCCAAAUUUAUUCCAACGUACCAUUAAGGAUCACUGCUUUUAAUUAUCUAUACAUAUAUUUAUACGGAAUUGCGACGAAUUAACUCAACAUUUCCAUGAAUUACAUACGUUCAUCAUAUUUUCCAUAAUGAUUUGUGCAGAAAAUAAGCAAGUGUGUGCAACCCUUAUAAAUUAUAAUAUAUUAUAGGAUAUAGAUGUGACCCCUAUUUCCAUUCAUGUUAUAAUAAAUUUAUUUGUAAAAAAGUGUUUGAGUGGCUUCUCUUUUGAUUAAUUUAUGACUUUCAUUCUGUUUGUUACCUUAGUAUGUAUUUAUCUACAUAUUGUAGGUAAGGCGUGGGCAAAAAAAUGUACUUUAAUUAUCUACACGAGGAAAUUAUUAUUGCAGAAUGAAGCAUCAAAUGUUUUGAAAGUUACAUGUCUUUAUGGUUAGCAUUACUUAAACAGUUACAUUACUCUUAAAUGUAUAAACC